Molecule: messenger RNA, 7869 nt
Organism: Pieris macdunnoughi
Lineage: Eukaryota; Metazoa; Arthropoda; Insecta; Lepidoptera; Pieridae
Source: the annotation of a GenBank genome assembly
AUGCUGACCCUCUUGAAGGCGUGUGAGGCGAUCGUGUCCGCCGCAGUUGUCAAAAAUUAUGAAAGAGAAGAUGUGCAAAAGAAAACAUUCGCGAAAUGGAUCAACUCACAACUUGCGAAGCACGGAAAGUCGCCGAUACACGACUUGUGCGAGGACCUGCGAGACGGCGAGGCACUACUCUCCUUGCUCGAGAUACUGACGGGACAACAAUUUAAGCGAGAGCGAGGGCAUAUGCGCGUGCACAGACUGAACAAUGUAAACUGUGCUCUGCGGGCGUUGGCGACGGCUGGUGUUCGUCUCGUCAACAUUAGCAGCGGGGAUAUCGUCGAUGGCAACCCCAAAUUAGUACUAGGGCUCGUGUGGAGCAUUAUACUGCACUGGCAGGGCCGGCCGUUGACCUCGGACGCGCCACAUUCGACCCUCGAACGUACUCUACUGGCCUGGUGCCGAGCACACACAGCAGGCUAUGAUGGAGUCGACGUCACAGACUUUACGAGCAGUUGGGCUGAUGGGCUCGCAUUUAAUGCGCUGCUGCACCGUUUCCGACCACAUCUCUUCGAUUAUGCAGCGUUGCGAGAUCGUGCGCCCCGCGAACGACUCGAACACGCAUUUACUCUUGCGCACGACCAUCUCGGCAUCGAUCGUUUGCUCGACCCCGAAGACGUUAACACGCCCAAUCCGGACAAGAAGUCAAUAAUGAUGUACGUGAUGUGCCUCUUCCAAUCGCUACCUCACGGUGAGUCUGAGGAGACGGAAGUGUGCGAGGCGACCGCGUCUCGUCCCGUGUCGAGUGCCACGACGUGUUCUGUGGAACUCGGAGCGUAUGGAGCAGCGUUGGAAGAAGCGCUAGCGGCGUUGUUGGCGGGUGAAGAGCGGUUAGCGGCGCAUUCUCAACCCUCUCCAUCGCCGCCCGCCGCGCCGGGCGAGCAUCUCGCACUGCUCAAGGAACGCUUUCAUACGCACGAGAAGUUCCUGCUCGAGUUGUCCGGCCAGCAGUGCCGCGUAGGUGCGGUGCUAGAGGAAGGCGCGCGUCUGCUUCGCGACGGUGCGCUAAGCCGCGAAGAGGCCGGCGAAGUACGACUGCAGAUGCGACUGCUAAACGAGCGCUGGGAGCAGCUGCGAGUGGCGGCUAUGCGCCGCCAGAGCUCUGUCCACGCCGACCUCAUGGCUGCCCAGCAGCGCCAUCUCGACGCAUUUCGACGCUGGCUCACAGCUACCGAGGACCGCAUGUCCCGAAUGGAGGCUGAAGGUGCGGGACUGGCAGAAGCGCGAGCGCUGCACGCGGACCUGCGCACGCAGCAACCGCUCGUCGAUGCGCUGGCCGACUGCGUCGUUGUGGUCGACGACGAGCACGAUCACGAUGAUGUAACAGAAAUCGAGGACCAGCUCCGCGCGCUCGGUGAGCGCUGGUCUCACGCCUGCCAGUGGACGUUGGACCGACUUCGCCGUGCGCAAGACCAGCACGCUGCCGACCAACGAGCCGCCGACUUACGAACGGCCGCCGAAGGCCUCGAGCGGGAUCUCAAGCGCAUGGAAGCCUGUCCCGUCAGCGAAGUGGGCGAGGUACUCGCUCGCGUUGCUGAAUUACAGCGCUGCAGGCGUUCAUUGACCGACACACGUGCGGCGUUAGCCAGUGACGCAAUUGAAGAUGCCGAAGAGCUGUACGAUCGACUCGACGCACUCGACAUGAUUCUUCAGGUGCAGGUCGACCGCAUAAAGGAGCUGGGUUUCGAACUCGAUGCGAGUGCGGAAGAGUCUCCCAAAGACCCGACCGAGUUCGGUGGCACCCAGAAGAAGCCACGACUCGAGCGGGCCGGAGACUUCCAGGUCGGCUAUCGCGCCUUUGAGACGUGGGCUGAAGAAGCCGAAAGGGCGCUGCGAGAGUGCUUGGAACGUGUGUGGACGGCAUCCGCGGACGAAUGGCGAAGCGAAACACGAAAUGAGCUGCAGCGAGUUCAACACGAGAGCGAAGAGCGCCGCAACGACCUCGCCAGUGUCGAAGAGAUACACGCGCGUCUCGCCGCCGACGCUUCGUUUAAAGAGGAGGCGCAGAAGCACGCGGAAAGCAUCGAGUCGUUGCGCCGGCGAUGGGAAGGUAUACGGCGCUCUCUGACGGAGGUUCGCAACGCGGUGAACUUGCGCGAGGACGAAGAGGCGUGGCGGGAUUCGGCCCGCGGCAUUCGGACGUCGAUUUCCGAAGUGCGAGCUUGGCGAGAUCGCGCCGCAUCCGAAUCGCCCUGUGGCACGCUACUCGUGCACACGCGUAAUCGCGCGAGGCUAUUGCGUCAGCUGCAGCCCAGACUCGAGGAGCUCAACGCGCACUCCAUCAUCCUCCUGACGAAGCCCAUCCCGCAGGACCACAAAGACGACAUCGAAGCCGACACGAAACGAAUAAACGACGAGUUCCACGAAAUGUUGACCUUCCUCGGCCGGCGAGAGGUCGAGCCGAACACGCCAUCAUUUCGACCAAAGAGGAGAUGGAGAAGAAAUUGGGGGGGUUUGAGACGGUUGGAGAGGGAGUUCGAGGACAUCCAGUCAUCCUAUGACAAAGUGGUCAAAGAGAAAAAACUCUACGAGCGGGGUAGCGUGGAGGAGCUGAACCUGAGAAGCAGCCUCGAGAAUUUGGUCACGAGGUUCACCGACUCCAAGACAAUUUUGGCUCAAAAAAUACAAAAAUUAGAAAAAGGUAUAGAACUGGUGGCCGGUCUACAAGCAGAUUUGAGUGAGGUGUCAUCGUGGGUUCAGCGUGUCCAGACAUUUGUGGAUGAAGCCCCGACGCCGCCUCUAGGCGACACCGCCGCUCUCGAAGCCCUGCUCAUCAAGAGCAAUAAUUUCGACGAAGAGAAAUCAAACUAUAAGACAAAAUUGGACAGCAUCGAGACCGCGAAGAACACGAUACUAGAAGACUGUGACGACGCGUUUGCAAAAUCAAUCACGGCCGACGUGAAGCUCUUGGUGACCCAAUUCCAUGAAGUGACUUCAAAGUCCUUCCAUUACAACGAGGCCUUGCGUCGCGGCCUAGAGAGGACCGAGAACGCCUUUCGGCGAAUUGACGACAUGGAACGGUGGAUUCAGCAGCUGGAAGAAGAGAUUCCCGCUGAAGAUGAGUGCACCAUCCGUGACUCUGGGGAGCUGUACCAGAUGAAGGCGCGUUUCCAGGCGCUUAAGGAUAAAUGUGACGAUCGCACCGACGAAUUUCGUGACCUUAACGAGGCCGGGAAUGACCUACUGUUGGCAGGUGGAGGGAGCGCACUCGCUCGUCGCCUUACGCACCUAAACGCGCUAUGGACGCGCGGCACGCAUGCCAUCUACGAACGAUACAAAGUAUUAGCGGAAGCUUGGCAUGAGUCUGGUGAGCUCCGUGCCUGGCUGGCGCAGCAGACAGCUUGGCUCGACGGCCUACAACGUAGGUUACGUACUUCCCCAGCUCGGGCUGAUGCAGAGGAAAUCUCCGACGAGCUCUAUGAAUUGGAGAAUUACAUGGCGAACCGAAGUACAGAACGCGUGGAACGCAUAGAAGCUAUCGGGCGACAAUUGAUCGAGGCGCACAUCAUGCCGGGCUGGAUCCAGCACGAAUUGGACACUAUAACAGCACGAUGGACGACAUUGCAGCGCGCAGCAGAAGAGCGAACUAAAGAGUUGGAGGCGGCAGCAGGGGAGGCAGCGCGAAGUCAACUAGCGUUGGAUGCUCUGCAGCAAUGGUUGCGUGACCCUGGACGAAGUGCUGCAGAUCUACCUGCCCAGCGUGCUGCGUUAGCCGCUGUUAGAGAUCAUGAACGAGCCUACCGCGCUGUUGGUAAUAUCGAGGCAGCAGACCGCCUUCGUGACCAGCUGCAGCUUGCUCAGAGUAAGUUGGAUGAAGUCGAAGAAGAGCUGAAGACUGCUGGUUCAGACAUGAUUAGUGGAGACGGGGAGAUAGAGUCUCGGUUAGAGGCAGCAGUAGCCCGGCUGCGUGACGUGCAAAGAGAUGUCACACAGCUAACGUUGGCUAGCGCAGACCCUGAUGCCGUGCGAGCCCAGCUUAGGACCUGCCUGAGAUUUUAUAGGACUCUCAGUGAGAUCAAAUCUGAAGUGGAAACCGUAAUUAAGACGGGUCGAAAAAUGGUCGAGGAGAAAACAGUGGCCGAACCUCAAGACUUCUCGAAGAAAAUCGACGGCCUCAAGGAGCUAUACAACAAGUUGGGUGCGCACGUGACCGAGGCUAAGUCGCGGCUCGAAGGUGCGUUGCUCACGGCGCGAGAGAUGCAGAACGACCUGCAGGCUUUAGGUUCAUGGCUGCGCGGUCUCGCCCCUGCCGUUGGGCCCCAGACCCUAGAGCUCGAGAUGUCGCGAAUGGAGGCCGUGCGGAACAAGCUCAAUGACAAUUUCCGCCAUUUCGCCGCGCUUUGUGAGCCUGCACGCCUGGUAACGCUGCGUGCUCAGAUAGAUGACGUCAACGAGCGUUGGUUGCAGUUGCGCAAGCCUCGUGCUGCAUCAUGCACCGCCGAAGAGUUGCGUCGCCGCCUGGCUGACGUCGAGCGUGACCUUGCCAGUGGGGUACCCGCCUCGCGCUUGGCGAUGGUCGUAGCCGACUUGCGGCCCAGGGUUGCAGAGGUAGAAUCGAUAGGUGACGACACGCUCCGCGACCAAUGGGCGAAAGUUAUGGAGAAAAUAACGGCUGAACAAUCUAACGAGGCCGCUCUCGUUGAGUACGAAAAUAUAACAGACACUAUUAAGAGACGCUUAGAGAGUCCGGUCAAUUCGCCCGACACUGAACGCCCCGAAUAUAAACGAUCUAAAAUACCGCUCGCGUUAAAAAGUCCAAUGCCGAUUAAAAAAGAGGUUCAAGAAGCCGGAAAUAGAAGUCGUGGAUCUUCUAUGGAGAGAAAGAGUAAGAAAGACGACAGCCCUAUGUCUACGAGCAUCACUAGCGUCAUGUCAGCCGACUCUAUUGAAGAAAAUUAUGCAGUGAAUUCCCUGCCAUCUACUCCUAGCACCCCCAAACAAGAUAGCAGUACGUUUAAUCUGCUCAAAGACAGCGAUCUCUUUUCUCAAAUUUCUAAGAAUAAAAUCGAAGCGAAACCAGCAAUCGAAACGAAAAACUCAAAAGACUCCUGCCGAGUCGUCGAAGUAAAAGAACACGAAAUUGUAAAAUCUACCGUUAGUCCCAUUGAGCCAAUGGAGGCGUACAUUUCGGAUACAGUUGAAACUGUGGUUGAAUUCAUUCCGCAGACAGUCGACACUGUCGAGAUUGUUGAUGAUACUGAAGGAGACGACGACGAUGACGAGGAUGCCAGGUCACCUCAGCUUGACUUAGGGUCGGAGCCCAAAACAUUCGUCGUUGAAGUCACAAAGUUAAAUGAGCGUAUGAAGCCUACACUAGGCAUCUUGAAACACAGAAGCGGAAGUGAAGAGAAGAAAAAGACUGUUACCGUAAACGAAGUUCCAGACUUGAUUCCCGACAACGACAACGACGUUUCCAUGGAAACUCCUCCUCCCACGCCGAUGGACGAGUCGGAAGCGCGAGAAUGUCCUUUGCUAUAUGACCUCGUUUUGCGGCAAAAGGAGGCGGUAAAGAAUUUGAUGAGAGAUGAAGUGAAUGAAUAUCUAAUCCUGGACGAAGUGCCGAAGGAGCAGGCGGCCUUACCAGAGCCGUCCGCUACCGCAAGCCUUUCGAACGAGGGACCUGCUGACGAUGUCAUCUACUCCGAAGUAGAGGACAUGCAACAGGUGCGUUUUAACGGCGAGGACCUAGAGGAGCAGCGGCCUACUGCGACAUCCACUCCUCUGAAAGAGGAUCGACCACCCGCCUGCGUAGUCGCCGUCUCCCCCAAAGACCCCACACACUACUCGCAGCUGUCAGAGAAGAGCGAAACAUCUCUUCAGAACAGCGUAGUCAGAAAUAGUGUGGAGGAUGACGAAAAUGGGGAAGGAGAUGAUGUGCAACAGUUUGAAGUGGCGGCGCAGCGCAUGGCGCGGCGACUAAGCGUAUUACUGCUGACGCUUGGUGCCGUUUCUAGUGAGCGAGAUCCAGCCAAGCGGCUCGAGAUUUUGAAGAAUCAAAUGGGGGCAAUUGCACCGGACGCUGUGGCGCUCAUAUCGCGCGGUGACAGCCUUGUAUAUGAGCAAGCCCGUGAACGUCCCGCGCUCGCCGAGCACGUCCGGGCGCACGUACUCGACCGUCUACGAGAUCGCUGGGCUCUCGUCAGCGCCGAGAUCGAGCUCAAGCGCGCCGCUGCUUUGCGUGCUGAAGACGACUGCCGGGAGUUAGCCACCACUCUCGAUCGUCUACGCGCAUGGAUUCGCCGUCCACGCCUCGACGACCUCGCUGAUGCCGAAAAUGAUUAUGAGCGCGUACAGGAUCUCGUGCGUGACCUGCGGGCUCAACGCGUCGCCUUCCCGGAGCGCAUCGCUGCAGAUCUCGGUGCCUCGUUUUGUAGCGCGAGAGACGAUCUCGACGCCGCCCGUCGUAAGGACAGAAAGGGCGAUCACGGCGACGGGGGCGAGGCAGUCACUCGUUUGAAUCGCGCUCGAGCGCUCGUGGCAACGGCGCGGGCGGCCUUGCGCGCACCUCCGCUUGGCGGGCGGGACUUCGACGAGUUCCCGCUGCAGGAGGACGCUCUCGAGAGAGUAAAGUCGUUAGUGGCGGAGGCUGGCACAGCGGCACAGGAAGCAGAAGGAGCGGCACGACGAGGUGGCGGAGAGAGGGUGCGGCGUGUGGCGGAAAAGCUGAAAACCGAGUGGGGUGCGCUAGGGGAGGCGAACGAUCGUCGGCGCGAGUUAUGGACGCGAUGCCAGGCUCGGUGGGCGCAACUAUAUGGGGCGUUGGAAGCCGCCGGCGACCGCCUCGAUGCUAUAGAGCGGGAGUUGGAUGAAGUGCCGCAGGACUCGGACGCGUUGCGCCGCUUAGACGACCAGGCGGCAGAAGUAGUGCAAUCAGCCGCGGAAACAGCAGAGGCGGGACGAAGCGUCGUUCGCGCCUGCAGCGGCGCGCUUGCCCGUGACGUGCUUGAGCAGUUAGAGGCGCUGCGUGAUCGCGCAGCGUCUGCUGCCACUCGUGCUGCUGCUGCCCGCCGACUUCCGGCUGCACGCCGAGCGCUGCUCGCCUCUAGGGACUUGCUGCUUACAACUGCCGCUAAUCCUGCCGACCGCACUAGUCUUGCGGUGCGCCUCACGCUAGUCAAAGCUCGUGAGGAAGAAGUUGGUGCGAGUGCGCGGGAAGUCGAAGAGCUCGUAUCAUCCUCCGGUGAAGAUUCGUCGCGUCACGCUACGGAACUACGCGAUCUCGCUCACGAUUUGCAUCAGGCACAAAGUAAGCUGUCAUCACACGGCGAGUACGUGCGCGGGCGGUUAGCGGCGCUCGACAAACUCGACGCGCGCCUUCACUCCGCCCUCGCCUGGGCACGAGCUGCAAGGGCGAGACCACACACGACAGACCUUACGUUAUCGAUAUCCGAACAAGAGGCGGAGAUGCGUGAAGUGUUGGAAAAUUGCAAUAACCUUGAACGCGAGUGCGGAGCGGCUGGUCAUACGUUGGCGCCCGAUUUACGCCCAUUGGUCGCUGAACUAAGGGGUCAUUGGGACCACUUGCGAGCCCUUGCUACACCAGGAAACAUCACCCAGGUGGAGAGGACCUCCCAGGCGGAACGAAUCAGUGUUCAGAUGGAAAGGAGUAGCACACCAGGCGAAAGAAACAGCUUCCAGUCGGAGAGGAGCAGCACUCCUGGUGACAGGAGCAGUACACCAGCGGAGAGAGCCAGCAGUCCAAUGGCGGAAAAACUGCAAAUGACAAUGGAAAAGUAUUGUAAAGACGAAUCACAAAGCUGCUUUCUGGGACGAGGCGAUGAGUUGGCUAAUAGUGAUGGGCGCAUUGCGGCUGUGUUUGCUUGA